Messenger RNA from Electrophorus electricus (electric eel), 3471 nucleotides. RefSeq names its product dnaJ homolog subfamily C member 16-like. Lineage: Eukaryota; Metazoa; Chordata; Actinopteri; Gymnotiformes; Gymnotidae. The record is from RefSeq and is a predicted model, not a curated record.
CCCUUUUCCAGCAUUGCUUAGAAGGUGCAGAACGCCCUACACUUGUCAGAGUGGUCGUCUCCAAUAGUGUAAACAUACCAGACAGAUGUCAAAGGUUUUGGCAUCAGUGAAGACAAAAUUCUACACUCAACCCAAAGAAACGCACCCAGGGACUCGCAGCUUUUAAAUGCACGCUGCUGUUGCUGACAACAGUCCUGGGAACAGUUGGAAACAAUUAGAAGCACCUGCCUGCGUGGCCCGAGAAGAUGAGACCCAUUGCACAAUCAUUCUUCAGACGCUUGUUCUGGCUGGCUGCUGUUCUGAUGCUGUUGGCGAAUGCAGGAGCAGCUUCUGACAUAGAUCCGUACAAAAUCCUUGGAGUGUCUAGACACGCCAGCCAAGCUGAAAUCAAGAGGGCAUAUAAGCAGCUUGCCAGGGAAUGGCAUCCAGACAAAAAUAAAAGUCCAGGGGCACAGGAUAUGUUUAUCAAGAUUACUAAAUCCUAUGAGAUCCUGUCAAACGAGGAGCGGCGGGCGAACUACGACCGGUUUGGUGAGACGGACGAGAACCAGCACAGGAGCCAGGCUCAGCAGGGCUUCCGGCACUUUCAUGAGAGUUUCUUCUUCGAUCAGACCUUCUUUCAUUUCAGGCAGUCCACCCGGGACUUCGCCGACAGCAAGCACAUGUUGCACUACGAGCAGUAUAUGAAUGAGAUUGUCCCAGAGAGCUUCAGGAGGCCCUACCUGAUCAAGGUUACCUCUGAGUGGUGCUUCUCAUGCAUCCAUAUUGAGCCGAUCUGGAAGGAGACCGUUCUGGAGCUAGAGGCACUGGGUGUGGGGAUUGGUGUCGUGGACAUCGGGUUUGAGAAGCGACUCAGAAGCCUGCUUGGAGCCCAUCGUCCUCCCUCCAUUCUGGGGCUCGUUAAUGGCAGGGUGACCUCCUUCCACCGUGGAGUGGUCAGGGAGAACCUCAGGCAGUUUGUGGAAAGUUUGCUGCCACAGACACUAGUGGAAAAGGUGAAUGAUAAUAAUUACUUGAGGUUUUUGAAUGGCUGGCGUGAAGAGAACAAACCCAGUGUGCUGCUGUUUGAUGCAGCACCUAUUGUACCUUUACUUUAUAAGCUCACGGCGUUUGCGUACCGGGACUUCGUGAGGUUCGGGUAUGUGGAGCAGGGCCACAGUGACACUGCACACGUCCUACAGCAGUUCAGCAUCAAUGCGUAUGCUCCCACCCUGCUCUUGUUCAAGGAAAACCCAGAGAAACCUGCCGAUGUCAUCCAGUCCAGGGGGAUGAAAAGGCAGCUCCUCGACGAGUUUGUCUCCAACAACCGAUUCCUGCUGGUGCCUCGACUGGUGAACCAGAAGUUCUUUGACGAGCUGUGUCCAGUCAAGCAGUUCCACCGUCGACGCAAGUACUGCGUGUUGCUCAUCACUGGGGAGGACGAGGCUUUGGUCUCGGUGAAUGCGGCCUUCUAUGACUUUGCCUCCUCUAACAGUAAAGAGGUACUAAGAUUUGCCUACGUCUACCAGAGUCAGCAGAAGCCUCUCUGUGAUACGUUUCUGAGUAAGGAGGAGUUGAGCCCUCCACAGGUGAUCAUACUGGAGAGGCGCAGCUCCACAGGUAAGGUGCUGUACCGCACAGUGACGGGCGGCUGGAACGGCAGCGACGAGGAUAAGCACCGCCUCCACAAACAGCUGGAGCUCCUGCAGAAAGACCCUGCCUACCUCAAUUACGAUGCCAUGCUGCCUGAACUCAACAAUGAGCUUGCUUCUAUCUUUCUAGUUCAGUGGCUGAACUCUGCUUAUGACUACCUCUCUCAAAUGUACUUUGACAUUCUCCACUCAAACUGGCGAGAGAUGAUGCCCAUCAUUUCUCUCAUCUUCUCCGCCCUCUUCAUCCUGUUUGGCACGGUCAUCGUGCAGGCCUUCAGUGAGUCUGGUGGGGAGAAGCCAGGCAAGCCGAAGGCCAACAAAUCCUCUAAGCCUGCAGAGACUUCUCCGAAUGCAGAAAACACAGCCAGCCAGCUUUCCAAGAACUUUGUGGAGGUGACGGAGUUGACGGACAUGACGUACACCAGCAGCCUGGUGCAGCUGAAGCCUGGACACAUCAACGUGGUGCUGGUGCUUACUGACGCAUCUAGACACGUUCUACUGAAGAAGUUUGCCAAAGAAGUGUACUCUUUCUCAAUGUCUCAGACUAUUCACUAUUCCUUCUUAAACGUGGACAAGCACCGGAAGUGGAUGGACCUGCUUCUGGCCAUGGCCCUUGGCACCAGGCACUCGGACAUGGAGUUGAACGAGGGCACGUCCUCCCACGAACCGGACUAUACGGGCUACGUGCUGGCCCUCAACGGCCACAAGAAGUACCUCUGCCUCUUCCGACCUGUGCACGUGGACGACAAGGAGGACUCCAGCAGGUCAUCUGACGAGGACGCCAGAGCUCCCCGGGCAGGGGUGAAGACGAGGUCCAAGGGCAGCUCCCGGCGGCAGACUUCCUCCACGCCGCAUGUGUGCAGCAAGCUCGAGCGACUGAGCCUCUGGAUGGAGAGGCUGAUGGAGGGCAGUCUGCCUCGGCACUACGUCCCAUCCUGGCCUGACCUGGAAGCCCUGCAGAAGUGACCAGGCUGACGGGAUGCCGGGAGUCUGGGCCGGUACGUACGUGCCUCUGUCCAGUGCUCACAGUUGCAGCAGGUGUGGGGAUCGCAGGGGGAGUUUAUGAUAAUGGGUAGCAGGCUUUAUUCAUGACUGUGAGAUGACCGUCAGUACACUCUGUCUAAGAUGUGAGGUUUCGUUAGGGGAUUGUUACUGUUUUAUUGGAUUAUGCACUGAAUCACUAGCGAGCUUGUUUUUGGAGCGCUGCGUGUGUGUUUUGCUGUCAAAGCAAGUGCUGCACUACCAAUGAAUUUAAUUUCCACAGACCUCAUUUGAACUGCUGCUUUAUGCUGUAGGAACUAGUGUCUUAAAUGGUUUUGCCCUGGUAGGGAAGAGGAGAAAGCCAUCCCAAUACUCUGAGGGUACUUUUGUUGUUUAAUCCCGGGCCUGUAAGUAAUUUAGAAUCUGCUCGUUCCUGUUCAUACUAGACUCUUUGAACUGUGUAACAGCAGAUUCAGAAACGGUACCAAAUGGAUUAAUGGCCUGAAUAGUAGUCCAAAUGUCAUGUGUGCAGGAGAUUAUUUUAACUACAAGCAUUUUUUUAUAAUGAACAAAAAUCACCUCAACUAUAAGAUGAAUUCAAGGUGCAACGUGUAGGGUAUCUAAGGGACGUGCGUGUCCAUUUUCCUGAGGAUCAUGCUGUCGAGAUGUGAACUAAGCACCUGAGCUAGAUUGAUCGUCUUUUACCAUCUGGUCGGUGAAUCCAUGGCCAGACACGCGCGCCAAAAUUGACCAGUACCGCUAAAGCGCCUGUGAGAGUUUCCAGCUGGUUGGGCAAAAGCUAUUUUGGAAACUGUGCUGGCAAAUCACUGCCAGUCACUUAUAGGUGUUCAAAACCGAG